AUGGAAGAGGCACUUACAGCGGAUGAGAUAGAGGAGUACAGUAGGAUCAAGUGCUGCGUGUGUGGAGAGCGGGUGAAAGCCGACGACGUUCCAGAGCAUUCGCGGCGGUGCGUCUUAGCUCCGGCACCCAACCUACAGCUGCAGCUGGACAAAUGGUCCAUCGUCUCUGCCAGCCUGACGCCCUCGGAGCAGCGGGCGCUGCUGCACAUGAGACGCACAGAGGAGCUGGCGAAAGUGGAGGAGAUCGAAGCAUUGUUGGCCAAGCGGAUGCCACAGCUCUGGUGGCUUCCUGGGAAAUUUGGCUACAUCAUCAGCUCCAAGUGGCUGCGCAGCUGGCGCUCCUUUGUUGGGGUGGGCCGCGUGAUGGCGGAGACCAAAGAUCGCCCGCCGUCGCCGAUCGUCAACGGCGAGCUGUUUGAGAUCGACGGCACGUUGCGCAACGGGCUUCAGGAGGGUAUUCAGCACGACUACCAGAUCCUUGAGCAGGCCAUGUGGGAGUUCUUCCUUCAGGUUUAUGGUGGUGGACCUGCCAUCCUCCGCUACAACCCCAGUGGCGUGCUUCCCGCGCUGACGGAUCCCUCGGUGACCUUCGAGGGGAAGUGGCGGGAGGGACGGCCGGAUAGCGGCUGCGGUCGAAUCUUCGAUCCUUACAGCGGGCGGGGCUUCGACGGAGAGAUCCAAGAAGGCUUUCUCUGGACUUGCGCCGGAAAGGGUCUGCUGAAGAACGGCAGCCACUACGAGGGGCAAGUGGUAAAUGGCUCCCAAGAGGGCUCCGGCCGUGAGGUGCGGCCGGAUGGCAGCAUCUUGGAAGGGACCUUUGAACAUGGCUUGCUACACGGCUUUGGCCGCACCGUGGAUGCGCAUGGCAUGGCACAGGAGGGCGAGUGGUUUCACGGAGAGUUGCAGGGCAUCUGA
This is a messenger RNA of Durusdinium trenchii, 915 nucleotides long. The record is from the annotation of a GenBank genome assembly. Lineage: Eukaryota; Dinophyceae; Suessiales; Symbiodiniaceae.